CCUCCAAGCCACAUCGUACGAAACAGUACGACUCAGCGUCAUGGCCGCCUCUCCUUCUCCCGCUCCCACUCGCAAGUCUGCUCGAUCGGCGGCUCGCAAGGAGUCGCGCGAGUCUGACGGCGGCCCGAAGCAAGAGAGCGACGAGGAAAAGGAGAAUGACAAGAUGGCCAGCUCCUCUCGUCGACGCUUAUCAUCGUCGUCGGCCGCCUCCUCGAGCAAGCAUACAGAGACUGCCCUGCUCCAGCCUCAGGCCCCCUACCCAGCCGUUGAAGCCAAGAUCAACGACUCGAUCAUCUACGCUUUCUUCCGAUACUGCGCCGAGAGGCACAAGAUUUACCACCGCAAGGAGGCAGGAGUUCCAGCAGCAGAGCUCAGCGAGGAUCAGCUCUUCGUCAAAGGCAGAUACGGCAAUGUCUUCCGUCAGCUCGACCGUGGCAGUGCCUUUGUGCGUGACAACAUCAUCAACAAGGGCGACCAGUCCAACGACGAGAUUUGCUUCCGCGUCUUUCUCUACAAUGUCUUUUCAAACACAGAGACCUACGCGCGAUGGGAGAAGGAGCUUGGCGAAGUGCCGUCGCUCAAGAACUUUGACGUCGCAGCAUACACCAAAAUCCUCGACCCAGUCGUAGCGGCUGGCGGGCGUAUCUACUCGAGCGGCUUCCAACUUGUUCCUCCCACCAAUGUCUUUCCCAAGAUGAGCGGGCACGCCGCCUCCCUCCGCCUGCUCAAGCUCAUGGUCGACGUAGGCUUGGCUGAGAGGAUCCAGAAGUGCAAGUACAUCGUCGAUGCCAGCGCGCUUGUGCAGACGCUUCCCACGCUCGGCGGCUUCCUAUCACUCAACCUACUCUGCUACCUCAAUGAGAGCCCUCACAUCAACCUCGAGUACCGCGACUGGGCUUCAUGCGGGCCUGGAGCUCGAGAGACGCUCGCAAAGAUCUUUGGACACUCUGUCAUCAAUUCAGUCGCCAUGGAGGAGGCCGGGCUUCUCUGGCUCAAGGAGAAUCAGUGGCGCUACUGGGCUCGCCUCGGUGAGGAUCCUCCUCAAUGCCCUGGCAUCCCGCCUGGUAUGCGUGUGCUUGACUUUGAGAACGCCCUGUGCUGGCAUCAUCGCUACAUGGCCGCUCAGCGUGCUCAAGGCAUCCCCUUCUCGGCUAAUCCCGAAUACGAUGCUGCAGUCACCGACAUCUCCGUUGACCCUAGCAAGAUCGCUGCCUUCGAGGAGAGCGAGACCGAGAAGGCCGAGGGGGCAGUCGAGAGGGCAGUCGAGAGAGCAGCCGAGGAGGUGCCAGCAGCAAGCGCAGGCCCAGCAAGCGCAGGCUCAGCUCAGAAGGAUGACAAGACGGGAGGUCAUGAGGCCGAAGGGGCGGUAGAGAUGGGGGUCGAGUCAGGGGCAGAUGACACAGGUCCAUCCGGAGGCGAGACGGGCGGAGGGUCCGAACAGAUAGAGGCCGAACAGAAGGCAGUAGGUGCAGGUUCGUCCGAAGGCGAAAGGGAGGAAGUAAUGGAAGUCGAAAUGAAGGUGGAGGAGGGAGACUCGUUGAAGGAACAACGAGGAUGCGAGGAAGACUCGACUGAGGAGCAGCGUGGAGGGCAGCGAGACGCGUCCGAGGAGCAGAGCGAAGGCGUCUACGAGAUUGAGAAGAUUGUCAACCGUCGUCCCAACAGCAACAGCAUCUUCCGCGUCCGCUGGGCCGGCUACCCUCCCGAGGUGAGCGAGCGCGGUGCUUCAAUGACGAGACGCCGAGACGCAGUGAGCUGACCUGGUCACCCUCGCUAACACGCCGCUAGGACGAUACCUGG
Jaminaea rosea is the source of this 1800-nucleotide messenger RNA. RefSeq lists its product as hypothetical. The transcript has 3 exons. Lineage: Eukaryota; Fungi; Basidiomycota; Exobasidiomycetes; Microstromatales. Bases 41 to 1759 code for a protein of 572 amino acids. The record is from RefSeq and is a predicted model, not a curated record.